CGGCGCGGCGCGGCAGACGCGGCCCGGCCAUGGACGAGCAAGCGGGGCCCGGCGUUUUCUUCAGCAACAACAACAACAACAACGCGCUGCUGCUGCCGCCGCCGACGGGCGGGCCCGGGCUGGAGCCGGGCGAGGCGGCGGCGGCCGCGGCGGCGGCUGCGGCGGGAGGCGGCAGCGGAGGGGUCUCCGCCGGCGGCACCGCCGCGCCGGUGUCGGCGUCGCGGGCACAGUACAGCGUGCCGGGCAUCCUGCAUUUCCUGCAGCACGAGUGGGGCCGCUUCGAGGCGGAGCGCGCCGAGUGGGAGGCGGAGCGGGCGGAGCUGCAGGCCCAGAUCGCUUUUCUUCAAGGUGAAAGGAAGGGGCAAGAAAAUCUAAAGAAGGACCUAGUGCGGAGAAUCAAAAUGCUGGAAUAUGCACUUAAACAAGAAAGGGCUAAAUAUCACAAAUUGAAAUACGGCACAGAAUUGAAUCAGGGAGAUAUGAAGCCACCGAACUAUGAUUCUGAUGAAGGGAAUGAAACAGAGAUUCAGCCACAACAAAAUAGUCAGCUAAUAUGGAAACAAGGACGACAGCUGCUAAGACAGUAUCUACAAGAAGUGGGUUACACUGACACAAUAUUGGAUGUGAAGUCAAAACAAGUACGAGCUUUAUUGGGCCUCUCAAGUGAUGCUUCAGAGAAGGAAAACAGAAAUCAAGAACCUAUGGUAAAUGGCACAGAGGGCCAAAUUAAAGAAAACGCUAUGAUUGGGAAGCCAGAAUUGACUGACUCUGCCUCUCUGCUAGAGACCUUCAAGUUCCUUGAAAAUGCAGCUGCAGACUUCAGUGAUGAAGAAGAUGAGGAGGAUAUUGAAGGAAGAGAGAAAACAAUCAUUGAUACCGCAACAAUUGUAAGGAAAAGAGUGCUGUCUGACAGUAGUGAAGACAGAGAUACAGAAGAAGCUUUGAAAGAAUUUGACUUUUUGGUUACCUCAGAUGAAGGUGAUGGGGAAUCGAGAAGUUCAGGAGAUGGAACAGACUGGGAAAAGGAAGACCAAUGUCUCAUGCCUGAAGCCUGGAAUGUCGACCAGGGAGUAAUAACCAAACUCAAGGAACAAUACAAAAAGGAGCGCAAGGGGAAAAAGGGGGUGAAGAGAAAAACUGCCGAAGAUAUGUUUCAACCUCAAUCCUAUAUAAAACAGUCAAAACAGGGAUGUGGGAAAAUGAUGGAGCAAAGCACAGGGCCCAACAGGUCAAAGCUGCAAGAUAUGCUUGCAAACUUGAGAGAUGUUGAUGAUCUCCCUUCAUUACAGCCAUCUGUUGCACCUUCUUCUAGACCCAGUAGCUCAAGGCUGAUUGAACAUGAGAUAAACAGGACAGAUGAAGUGGAAGCUUUAACAUUCCCUCCUUCUUCAGGGAAAUCUUUCAUUAUGGGAACAGAUGAAACCCUUGAAAAUGAGCUGGGUCUUGGAGAGCUGGCUGGCCUCACAGUGGCCAAUGAGGCAGAUUCGCUGGCUUAUGAUAUAGGAAACAAUACGGAUGCACUGAGAAAGACUUGGAACCCCAAAUUCACAUUAAGAAGCCACUUUGACGGAAUAAGAGGUUUAGCUUUUCACCCAGUUGAGCCUGUGCUAAUAACAGCUUCAGAGGACCAUACAUUAAAAAUGUGGAAUUUACAAAAAACAGCCCCAGCAAAAAAGAGUGCUUCUCUUGAUGUAGAGCCAAUAUAUACCUUCAGAGCACACAGUGGACCAGUGCUUUGUGUGGUGAUGAGCAGUAAUGGUGAGCAGUGUUAUAGUGGGGGAACUGAUGGCCUCAUCCAUGGCUGGAAUACAACAAAUCCAAACAUCGACCCCUACGACUCUUAUGAUCCUUCUGUUCUAAGAGGUGCUUUUGUAGGCCAUACUGAUGCAGUGUGGGGUCUGGUUUACAGUGGCACACACCAGCGUUUGCUGUCCUGUUCUGCAGACGGCACUGUACGUUUGUGGAAAGCUACAGAAGUUGCUCCAGCUCUCAAUGUAUUUAAUGAUAAUCAAGAAAUGGGAAUCCCUUCCUCAGUAGAUCUUGUGAGCAGUGACCCAAGCCUCAUGGUAGCAUCAUUCAACACUGGACACACUAGCAUUUUUAACAUGGAGACACGGCAACGGAUUCUUACCCUGGAGUCUGGAGUAGAUAAUGCGGUCAGUACUUCCUGUCAGAUAAACAGAGUCAUCAGCCAUCCGACUCUUCCAAUUAGUAUCACUGCUCAUGAAGACAGGCACAUCAAAUUCUAUGACAACAAUACAGGGAAACUGAUCCACUCCAUGGUAGCUCACUUAGAUGCAGUUACAAGUUUAGCUGUCGAUCCUAAUGGCUUGUACUUGAUGUCUGGCAGUCAUGACUGUUCAAUUCGCUUAUGGAAUCUUGAAAGCAAGACCUGCAUCCAAGAGUUCACUGCUCAUCGCAAAAAAUUUGAUGAGUCCAUUCAUGAUGUGGCAUUCCACCCAUCCAAAUGUUACAUUGCCAGUGCAGGAGCAGAUGCCCUGGCAAAAGUGUUUGUAUGACAGAGUGUGUCCCUUUCCAACUUUAGCUUUGUAUAUAUUUAACCAGCUGCACAAAAGAGAAGAGAAGGGCGUGAGUCUCCUGCCCAAUCAGAGAAUGUUUGUAAGUGUUUAGUUUUUGCAGGGUGCUGUUUUCUAAAUUGAAAUUUGUUCUGGUUUCUGUGAGCUCAGCUGGUGCUGAGAGCUUGGAAACUCUCAGUUUCAACUACUUUCAAAAAAGGAAAAAAAAAAAAAAGAAAAAAAAAAAAAAAAAAAAAAAAAAGGGCAGUUUUAUUUCAGAGGAUGUGAAUUUUCGUCCAGGCAGGCCUUGGGUGAAAUUAGGUCUAUGUGUUCUCUAUUAUUAAGAUGGAGUACUGGAAAGAAGGGGUCUAAUUGCUUCAGGGAGAGAGGGAAAAGAGGGAAAUUUUCUGGGAUGCUUCUUAUUGAGGAAUCUUGAUGUACUUAAGAUUAAAUCACCUGGAAAAAGUGUCAGUUCAGAUGCUUGUUAUUGUGUCAUGUGAGAGGCACUUUGUCAUCCCUUAAUCUCUUCGGUAUUAACGAGUAGAUCACAUUCAGAGAGCAGUAGCUGAUACUUAAUCUCAGCCACCUGGCUGCUAGCCUAAGAUAAAUGUGGAUAAAGAAAAGCAAAUUACUAACAUAAAUUGAAAUACAGUAAAGUUUUAUUAAAUAUUUGGUGUUAUAUGGCAAAUAUUUAGUUUGCAAAAAAAAAAAUUGUAUAAUUUUUUAAAUUGCAUUAGCAUGUGGUUAGAAGCUUAGCCUUUAGUCUAGUCCCAGUUAACAGCAGACUGAAGCAGUCUGUACAUACUUCAGUAGCAGAUUAACUUAUUCAGAUUUAUAAUACUGUUUUUCUUGGAGAUCUGGCACAAGAAAUUAUAAGAUUUCCCAAAGAAACUCUUACAGUGUAAUUAUCAUAUGUUCAUCCUCCUCUUUUUGUUCCUGCUAAAAAAAGGGUAUCUUUCUGGGCAUUGUGUAACCAUGAAAUACUCAAUUUCUUUUGAAGAUUAAACCUAUGCUUUGUAUGAGUCCUACUAGCAGCAUCACAGGUGCCUGCACAAAGGUCGAUCUGUGUGAAAGUUUCUGCUACUUGUAGAGGCAUUUCCAGACUACAGCAUUUGUGGAACUUUUCCACGUGUGCUUCACUGGGCAUAUUGUGCCAUUAAUUAGGUUACCUGAAGAACGAAUGCUUUUUUAAAAUUGCUCAACAGAUGUGUUUUGUCUCAGUAUUCAGAACUUCUCUGUUGAUUCAAGUGACAAGUAACUUUUAAUCCAAAAUAUUUGGCAAUUUAUCCCUUCCCUUUUGUCCCUCCCUAUAAUGAAAGUGAGUGGAUUCUUGUUACAUGUCACCAUGAAAGCCCUUACUGCUCUUCAGUUUGGACUUUGUGUUUUCCUCAAAUUGGAAUGGAAGGCAGAAUUUAUUCUGCCUAUUAUUCGAUUAUUUCUGGUGCUGAUGUGAGUAGGAAAGAACCCAACAUAGGCAAUCCUUUCAAAGACCAGCCUGAGGCUAAGACUGGAAACUGAUCAUCUUAACCUUUACGCUGACACUUGUUAAGAAGGAAUCAUUGAAAGAUAUCAACAUAGGAUUUGACCAUGUUGUUCAUGUGAUAUUUAGAGAUGGGACCACUAUUGAUGCUGAACUCAGAGUUUAGAUUAACUGUAUUAUUUAGAAUAAAAGGUUGACUUGUGCUUUUUGAGCCUGCAACACAUUAUAUUUACUGCUAAAGUAUCCUGGAAUACCUUUUUUUUGCUCAGAAUAUUCAGAUAUGUCACUUCAUGAUACUGAUAUGCAAUAUAUUUUCAUAGGUAAGGUUAGAACUUUUACCAUGAAACAGAUGAUUACGAUAAUGAUUCAGAUUUAGUUUUUAAAAAUGUUUUGAUUAUGAUAAAAAGAGGGAAAACUUGUCUGCAAAACUGAGCAUUCAACUUAGUGAGAGUUCUGUGUACUUGACUCAUAUUCUUUCAGUGUCAUUAUUUUAUUUCUUUUUGGAGAGGAAAUUACAAAGAUUUAUUUGAAAAAUUCUAAAAGCUAUGUAUAUUACAUAUGUGUAUAUAUAUUGUAAACAUGUAUUAAAUAUGUCUAGUAAGGGAAGACUCUAUGGGUGCAUUUUAAUGUUUUAGUAUUAAGAGUUCUCUUGAGUUUGUGUAUACAAAGGAUAAUGGUGUGAGUAUGAAAUGAAUGUUGUGCUUUUGCUUACACAAUACAAUAUGUAGUUAAAGUUGUUUAAAUUGCUGUACAUAAAACGAAUAGGCCAGCAUGCUCGUUUUUAAAGACUGUCAUUCUGAUUACAAUUGGAAUGUAAGAAGUGGCUGUUCAAAUGUGAAUUGAAAGAUGUUUCCUUCUCUAUCGAGCUUUUGCUCAAACUGAGAAGUGACUUUUUUUAAAGCUGGCAAUAGCUAGAGGAUGAGGUGCCUUUAAAAAAAACAAAACAAAACAAAUGUAGCCUUACAAAGAGGUUGUGGAUAUAUAUUUUUGUGCUGGUCUUCAUAAUUGAUGUCAAUGUCUUCUUACUGUACUUGUUCACAUACUUGUAGGACUGCAGGGUAUUGUGCAUGAGCCUGUCAGAUCUUCUGAACGUCAUCAUAGGAGUUAGGGAUGAAAAAUUUAUUUAGGUUACCCAGUCCAUCUGUUCACUCAAGCAGGAUUGUUGACUUGUGCAUUUUAAUAUUGUCUUGGCCAGUGAGCUCCUGUAUGUGUUCUAAGUGAUUAAUUUUCUUUCGGAAGAUUAUUUCGAUGAUUGCUUCUCACUGGCAGGAGGAUUUAUUUGACGUUUAGUGGUUCUUUUUUUGUAACUUCAUGCUGGUAUUUCGAGUCAUAUUUUGUGCCAUUUUAAAUACUCCUCAUCACCUCUGUGAUUUGGAACCUUUGUGUAUGCACUAGCUCUAGCUGCAUAUUUCCCCUCUCUCUAGGCUGUUUUUCAAUCUGCUCUUUUUACACAACUUUUUCUUGUUUUCAGCUUCUUUAGUUCCUGUCUCCGUAUCCUGGUGCCCACAAUGCCUUUCCACGUACAGUGCUUUGUCAGACUUAGUCUGAAGGGGAUCUGUUAAAUGUGGAGGGUUUUGGUUUUUUUCCCCUCUACACGAUACUUUUGUGUAGGAAGUCCAAAUGUUUUGGUCUAGCUAGUAUCUCUAUACCCAGAUCUCAUUUCUGACAAUUGUUUUCUUUAACUCAGCGUUGCUGCUUCUCAAGUUUCUCCUUCACUUUCAGUAUGUACUUAAAAUUAUUUUGCAGCUAGAUGCUUAUUCAUAACUUAUUUUUAAAUGCUUUGAACUUCUGAUCUCAGAGAGAACUCUUUCUUUUUUUUUUCACUUUAGAAUGCAAUUCUUUCUGGUUCAGUAUAAUUGGUAAUUUUUACGAAUGUGAUAAAUCCAUCUGAAGAUGCAAACAAAAUGGAACUUAAUGGUUGUUCCUGGAGAAAAAAAAAAACCAAAACAAACCAACAAAUAGCGACAUUUUUGUGUGACACUGUAUAUUGCCUUUUACCAUUGUCCUUUUUCAUGUAUUUAAUUGACAUGAUACGUUUUUUAAUGGUUAACUUGUAGAAUUUUUUGUGUAUGUUAGCCUGUGCUACUGAUUUUGGUUUUGCUAACUAAUUUAAUGGGAGAAUCUGCAAUUCUUUCAUACAUUUAAAAUGAGUCCAAUAGGUUUAAAUACUCUCACUUUUCUUACUAAUUUAUUUCAUUGCUGUAUACUUUCACUUUAAUUAUAUUUGAUUCAGUUGCCAAAACACUUGCACAAAAUGAUUUAGAAUAGCCUGGAGGAAGCUCUAGAUAUAAUUUUGUUGUGGAAAAUAUUUCCUUCUCUCCCGAAAAAUCUCUGUUUGCCUUUUUUUUUUGCGUGUUUGUGCCUCAGAAGAAAGUGUUUUGACAUAUCAAAUAAAAGAUUUUGUUACUUAAAAGACUUUAGCAAGAAGUCUUAAGAUAAUGACAUGUCACAUACUGUUGAUUGUUUUCUAUCUGUAUGUUCUCAAAUUGUGUUAUGUAAAAGCAGUCCCAUACAUAAUAUGUUUGAGGAAAUGUAGUUACCAUACAGCUUUGUCAUCAGUAAUCAGAAAUGUAUCCUUUUGAGAAAUUAUGUGACAGAUAAAGGACUUGGUUACACUGCCUUUUGAGGUACACCUGUUUGAUCUCAAAUGUGUCCCCUUUCCCUCUCCCUGUUCCUCAUGUUUUAUCAGUGUCAUUUUUGGGAGCAGUGAUUUCCAUAAGCUCAUGCAUCACUUAUCAGCAUUAGUCCAUCACACAAGAAACAUGAAGUUAAGAAGCAGUUAGAACCAUCUCAGUGUUUGGAAUGCCUCUCAAGAUGCAUGUUUGGAGCCAUUUGCAGACUGUAGUUUGGACAGUUUGCAGACUGUUCUGGGGACUCUCGGUGUAAAAUGUUCAAUAAGAAUGUUCUCCAGUAAAACCUUGUAAAAUAGGCUGAGUUGUGGAGGAAAGUGCAGUUAUUUUGUUUGUUCCUGUGCCUGUACAGGACUGAUAGAGAGCGUUCUUCUUGGAGUCCUCUUUGCUGAAGCAUCAAGCUUGCAAUCUAACAUGAAUGGCUCCUGCAAAUGAGAUUACUCAUAUUUUUGCUUUGAAGAUCUCUAGUGGUCACUAUGCUGAACAGUGAGGGAGGAUGUUGGAUGAACUCUGAAGGUUGAAACAGUUUAAAUGCCAAAACCAAUGUGCCCUCCCUGUAGGUGUCAGCUCAGAAUAACUAGGCUGGGAAGCAGUGUAGAAUUCAAGCUGAUGAUAGCAGAGGGAACUCUGCUAAGGGGUGGAGUAGCAAUCUUAGUGAAGCUUUCCUGUGAUGACUCCUCAGAUUUAUUCAUUCACACACCCAUUGGCUGCCGGUUGUGUGAAGGACAAAGUGUAGUAUAUGUUCAGAUUCCAAACUGUGGAAUAAUUGUGUCAGAGGUGGAGAAACUGUUGCUUUAGACAAGCUGCCCAAAACAAUUGCUUGUGUUGCUAAAUAUUGUUGUGUCUUUUUAAACUUUACUUUCUCCUGUAAGUGAAUGGGACCAGUGGUUUCAGUUAAAUUGAAACUCAGUUGGCACACGUAUCUCAGCUUUCUUGUGGACAAGGUGAAAUUCAUGGAAAUAACUGUGAAAAUGUGGUGCUGCUUGUAAUACGGCAUUUAUAGCACUAAAAAUUGUGGCUGUAGUGGAAACUGUUUUAGCCUACACUGUUAAAAAUGAAGGUAUCAGAAAUGAUAGUAAAAUAUUCACAUAUGGUAAAUUGUUUUGUAUGAAAUGUUUGAUUGGGGGGGGCACCUGCUGCUGGUUAGCAUCAUAAUGGUAAGUUCAGUUGAGCACAGAGAGGAAGCAACAGUUUUUCUGGAAACCUAAAGCUUUCUUUUUCCGUGAAGACAUGUAGUAAUUGAAAAUGUUUUAUUCAAAUCUGAUAACAUAUUUAAUUGCAGAGGUUGCAAUAGGUGAACAGUCUUGACUAUUUCAUCACUUUAGAGGAGCACACUGUUACUGAAACUAAUGGCCUGUGAACUGUUAGGCAAACCCUCUGCAGUAUUUCUGCUGAGUAGCAAUGAAUCUGACAGAAAACAAAGUGGUAGGCGAUGCAAUCAUGAAAAACCUCACAUUUUAAGAGACAGACUUAAGUACAACAGAGUGAAUGAAGAAACAUCUGGGGAGUGAGGAGGGUGCAAGAGUGACCUUUAUGUAAAUAGCCUUUGUACAGACAAAUGCUCAGGAUGCAACUGAUGAGGCUAAUCCAGGAAGGGAAGGUCUUGGCAAUGAGACCUUCAAAAUUACAACUGUGCCUGUACUAACAUAUGUACCUGUUGUGAAGGUUAUCAGUCUUUUUGAAAUUUCACUCUUAUCUUUCCACUUAUUUUUUUAUAUAUAUAUAUAUUUUUUCUUGGAGUCAUAAUACCAUAGCUACAGUGGAUUUUUAUUGCAGGAUAAAUUUCAUAAAAGCAUUUGAUCUAGAAUGUUUUUUGAAGAGUAUUGCGGUUUCAGCUUCGAAAUUGCGCCUCCCAUCACCAACAGGCUGUUCUAUACUUCCUUGGUCCCAGUUCAUGUAAGUCUACUGAGUUCUCUGAUCCUGCCUUCUGACAUGGUUUCUCUACCCUUUGAUCUGUUGUGAAAAUUUAGGAAGUACUACAUCAUUCAAGGAAUUCAGAUUCCCAAAAACAACUACAGAAUCAUUCCAGAGUGAUGAUGACUCUGUAGUCAUUCCAGUUCCACAGUAGAGUUUAUGGGUCUGAACUGGGUCAUUCUAAAGGGAGGUUUGAUGCUGGAUGAUAAAAUGUGAAGUAUAGCUGAACUAAAGAGGUAUUUAAUAAUACACAUGCUUUAGCCUAUCUUUGUUCUUGAUUGUCCCUGAGUCAUCGUAUUGUGUGUCCAACUAAUUUGGCACAGUUUGUGCCACCAAGCCACGCUGUGAUCCUGGGAGAUCACACCUCAUUUUAAACCAUGCCAAUGUGUAUGCUUUUGAAGCUGCUCAAAGCCUUGUGCUGGCGAGGUCCUCGAGCCCUUGCAGGCCUCAAAGGUACUCCCUCCUACUUCAGAGAAACCCUUGGUCCUCAGACUGGAGUAUUAUACUGGAAAGCCGAGAAAAGAUUUACGAAGCUGCAUUUGUAUUCUUCUGUAAGAAAAGGGAUGACUUAUCUCCAAGCCAAAUAUUUUCAUAAUUUUGGAUUAUUUUAAAAAAGCAGCCAAAAACAUUGUGUAAGGGAAAUGCAAUGGACUUCAAGCUAAUAUUUUUCCAUUGAGAAUUUAUUUUUUUAUUCUUCCUCUCAUUAAGAUAGUGCUUAUUGAAUGUUGCUUGUUUUCAGAUGUGUGGCUCCUAGAACUGUUUUCCUGCAAUCAUGCAUUUACAAGCAUGCACAGGUUUUGAAAACUGUUUCGUAUGCGUUAGCACUUGUUCCGGAAAUGCAAAAUGAAGAUGAUUGCUCAUAAUUUUUUGUACAGCCCAUUAUAGACCAAUCAGACUGAAAAUCAGACUUGUGCUGUAACUUCCUUGAAUCACGCAUCUGAAAAUCUUAUAGAAAUCUGUGAUAAGAAGACUAUUGCUGCUGUAAGAUUUUUUGUUGACAUUUGUCAGCAGAUCAACCUGCGUUGUAUUUCAUCUAAAUAUCUUCAAUUGGUUUCUUUUAAGAGAAACUGUCAGGUUAAAAAAAAAAAUCCAGAUGAAUUUCCUUGUCUUAUGGAACUUACAUUCAUAAGAUUGAAGUAAUUAAAACUGAUUGGUUUUUCAGCAUGGUCAUGGUUUGGAUUGUUGUUCUUUAUCUUCAUCUAUAUUCAUCUAUACCCUUUCCCCUCCCUAGGAAAAACUGUUGAAUUUAGAGGUACCUGACAGUUCUUUCAGAGAAGAUACCACAGGUGAUAACCACUUAUAUGUCAAUAUUUACAUGUGGUCCUCUUCUGUUUUGGGUCACUUCCAUGACAGAUAGUUAAUAGGAAAAGGCUACUGUGACUAAUGUUUGAACUCUUGCUUAAACAGCUACAGGAAAUUAAGAUUCCCCUUCAGAAUUACUCUGAGGUUAUUAUUUUGCACGCCAGUUUUGAAUGACUACUUUGAAACAGUGUUGGGCUUCUAGUGUCUUGCAUAGUGGUGGAUCCAAAUGAGAAAUGCCUACUUGUUGAGUAAUAGUCUGCUUGUCAGUUUGUAUUAUGGUUCAGUACCACAUUGUCAGAAUACCACCAGAUUACCUUCUUUAAAUGCUACUGUUGUACAGAGGUGAAUGUUAUUUUAAGUGAGAGAUACUGCUUUCUAAUUCACAAAGGAAAUGGUUUACUUGGGAGUCAGGAUCCCAAAUUUUCAUAUAUUUCAAGAUUUCAGAAAGGCUUUUAUGGGAAAUAAGAAAAGUCAAAGUCAUCAUUCUCCAAAGAUUUGAUAAGCCUUUGUUAUAAAAAGUCUAAAUAUUUGCUAUAAAGAAAAAUGCUUCUUCAAACACUUCAUAUUAACUUUUACUGAAAACCAAUAUUUUAAAAUCCUGGAUAAAUAUCUCAAAUGGCGAAGACAGAAAAUUCAGAGAGAGAUUAUUUUGAAAUACGCCAGUAUAUUUUUGAGCUUCUCAAUUGCGGCCCUGAAUUUUCUCUUUUUCGCUGCAAUUCAUACUUUGUGAAGGUUCUUGGAUAGGUUAUAUUUAAAACUACAUUCACUUGCUUGAAUAGUCCAAAUAAAUAUUUUGUCAUUAAAAUUGUAUAGGUCUGCAUAUUUUAGUGUGCCAUUUAAAAUGAGACCACAUAGAAAUAACCAUGCAGGUAUUUAUAUUGAUAUGACUGUAGUGAAGUGGGAUGGCUGUAUACUGUACCCGCAUUCUGUGCUGAGCAAAAUCACAUGGACUUCCAGAAAUAAGCAAUGGUUUUUAAAAGCAGCUUUAUUUAAUGUUGCAGCAGCAAGUAAGUGUCAUUUGUACCAUAUAAUUAUGUAAAUUGGGUGCUAAUAAAUACUAUUUUUCAACA
Molecule: messenger RNA, 10912 nt
Organism: Tympanuchus pallidicinctus (lesser prairie-chicken)
Lineage: Eukaryota; Metazoa; Chordata; Aves; Galliformes; Phasianidae
Gene: STRN
Product: striatin
Exons: 19
Coding region: 30-2519 (829 amino acids)
Cellular component (GO): dendrite
Molecular function (GO): calmodulin binding; armadillo repeat domain binding; protein phosphatase 2A binding
Source: RefSeq, a predicted model, not a curated record